AUGUGUGCUAGGUGUGAAAUAAUUGGGAGUAAACCGUUCAAAUUAGUAGAAAAUAGAAUGUGGGGUCGGUUGUGGCCAAGACUUUUAAGACUUUUGGUGAUUCGUGAAGCCAAGGAGAAAGGCCAGGAUGAAGAACAAAGUUUUCACUGCACUAUUCUUGUUUUGCCCAAAGUCGAUUUAUUACAUAUCAAUGCUCGAGAUAACGGAAAACCAAAUCAAUUGCCACUAUUCUUGUAUUAUUUCCCCCAGUCCUUUCAAUUUGAAUCCUCGAUCGAAUUCAAUACUAGUCACGAUGUACAAUAA
This is a messenger RNA of Cinara cedri, 303 nucleotides long. The record is from the annotation of a GenBank genome assembly. Lineage: Eukaryota; Metazoa; Arthropoda; Insecta; Hemiptera; Aphididae.